Rhizopus microsporus ATCC 52813 is the source of this 382-nucleotide messenger RNA. RefSeq lists its product as uncharacterized. The transcript has a single exon. The record is from RefSeq and is a predicted model, not a curated record. Bases 51 to 266 code for a protein of 71 amino acids. Lineage: Eukaryota; Fungi; Mucoromycota; Mucoromycetes; Mucorales; Rhizopodaceae.
GUUUUUCACAAAAGACACACACCAGCUUGAUCUCAUACUUUUUUACUCAAAUGCAAAUCAAACUUGUUAUUCUUACUAUCUGUGCCUCUCUUGCCGCUAUCGGCCUUGCUGCGCCUCCUCCCUCAGUUGGCAAACCUGCUGGUGCAAGUAAAGGUGCUGUAGGAUCUGAUCCUUUUGGAAGCCUUAGUGGUACUCUUGGAGGCGUUACCGGUGGUAAAAAAAAGGGAGGGCUAUUAGGAGGCACUCUAAUCCCUGGAAUUCUUUAACCACUAAACUUGCAGUAAAACAAUGUUCCAUUAAAUGGAAUUCAUAAUGUCAAUGUAUAACAAAGUAUCAAUAAACUUGAUUGUUCUUUUUACACACUUAUUAUUCAAUCUCUUUU